Messenger RNA from Didymodactylos carnosus, 1233 nucleotides. Lineage: Eukaryota; Metazoa; Rotifera; Eurotatoria; Philodinida; Philodinidae. The record is from the annotation of a GenBank genome assembly.
AUGGAUAAUAUUCCAGUCUUAACGGAAGAAGAUUCUAAAACUCAAUGGCUCACACAAAUUCUUCGUCAGUCACUUCGCAUUUCUAAUACCAAUGAAGUAAUUUCAUUCAAUUCUGAAAUGUUAAAAGGUGGCUGCCAUUUUAACGUAUUAAAACUGUCUUUAAUUUAUUCAGAGCCCAAUAGUAAACUACCAACCUCUGUCGUUUUGAAAACUCUUAAAUGGAAUAAAACAAUUGUGCAGAAAAUUAUUCUUUGUAUUAAAAAAACAUUGAAUGUUGCUGAUCGAGAAGCGAUUUAUCUUAAUUCUUAUGAAGUAGAAACAAGAUUCUAUAAAAUAUACUCGACUGACAUCCAAGGUCUUAGGCUACCUCAAAUUCUAUUUAGUUAUGAAAACCCAUUCCAUCAUCAUUUUGUUAUGGUUAUGGAAGAUAUUUCUCAUUGUGAAAAUGGACAACCACUGGGGUUUUCAAUGAAAGACUCAAUGAUCUGUUUGAAAUACUUGGCUGAAUUCCAUGCUACACACUGGGAUCAUCCAACACCAAAAACCAACGCUAAAUUUUGGGAUAUAGGUGGAUAUUGGACAGGAAAGAAACGAGAAGCCAACAAAAAAGAGAUUAGAAAAGCAUGGGAUCAUGUGUUUCAGUAUUUUCACGAAGAUCUUCAAAUUUCAGAAUCAUCAAAAAGUUUGGGUGUUAGACUAGAACAUAGGCUAGAUGAUAUUGCAUUGAUUAUGAGUUUAUUAGAACCACGCACGCUUAUUCAUGGUGACUUUAAAAUUACAAACAUUUUUAUUAAUCAUAAUAACCAUGAUUUCUAUGCUGAAUCUACUACAACGGAACAUGUAUAUGCCAUUGAUUGGCAAUGGUUUGGAAUAGGCAAUGUAGCUUUAGACGUAGCACAUUUUAUAGCAACAUCUAUUCAUGAAAAUAGCAUACAAAAUUCAUUAGAACUUUUACAUUAUUAUUAUCGAACAUUAUUAGAAAAUGGAAUAUCAGCUGAACAACAUUCAUGGGAAAAAUUUUGGAAAAAUUUUCAACUAUGUUGGAUUGACUUUUUUAUUUUUACUGUUGUAGCCAAAUGGGGAACAAUGAAACCAAAUGACAUUGAAUUAUAUCAAAAAGAGGAAAAAGAUGGUCUACAUUUGCGUUCAUAUCCUCAUAUGAGAAAGCUUUUAAUACAAACGGAAGAAUUCAUAAAUGAUUUGGAAACAUCAUUAUCAUUUAAACAAGAGUGA